GCGUGUAAAAUCGAAUUCCUAUUUUGCCACAAUUAGGAUGUGAGUGUGUCUGAUUUACUGAAAUCAGUCUUGCACCAUUUUUGAUUAUCUGAAGAAAAUUAGCUUGAUAAGCUAAAGUGCCUCACUGCCAUUGGACAUUGCUAUUCUAUUCAGCUUCUCCCUCCCCUUUCCAACACGAUCUGCCAUCAGUUGGUAAAAAUGAAAGAAGAAGAAAAAGAAAAACCGGGGUAGAAGAAGAAAGAAGAAGGGGGAGGACGGCGAAGAAUAAAGAAGAAGAAUACACCUGGACAAGCCACGUUUUGGAGAACAUGAGUUCUCAUAAAAUAAAACCUCUUGUAGCAUUAAAUGGUACGGCUAAAGAAGCUGGCAUUGGACCAGGCAUUGGUUUGGUUGACAUAGGCGAGAGCGAGUGUGCCUACCUUUUCCAAGUUUCUCUUCCCGGAGUUAGGGAUAAAGGACAUUUAAAAUGCGACAUACAGAGAGAUGGGAAAGUGAACAUAGAAGGUGUGAUAACAGAGUCUCAUCAACUUUUGAGAAACUCGUCUGCGGGGCUGUAUCAGGUGAACGUUCAAGAGCUUUGUCCGCCCGGACCCUUCAGUGUGUCGUUCAGUUUGCCCGGGCCGGUGGACCCCAGGCUGUGCUCUCCAACUUUCAGACAGGACGGUAUCCUGGAAGUCGUAGUAGUCAAGUUUGGUUUGCCUCACCACCUUGAAUGCGAAGGCAGCAGCUUGUCAGCAAACUGGUCAAAUGGCUGGUUUCAACCGUCUUGACUGAAUAUUAGGGUCGGUGGUUGAUAGAUGCCUCUGGCUGCAGUUACCUUUCGUACAUUUCAUGAAGAAACUAAUUAUAUAUAGACUCUAAGUUCAUCACCACUAUGUUUGAUGUAUACAUGCAGGCAUGCAUCUUUUUCUAAAUUACUUUUUACAACACAAGACCUUUAAGCCUGAUGGUGAUUACCACACUAAUUGUGCAAUGCUCUGCUAUACCCUACCUUUAUGAUUUGUUGUGUUUUGCUUUGCCUAAAUGCGUGCAUGCUUUUGUAUUGAGGACA
Cuscuta europaea is the source of this 1051-nucleotide messenger RNA. Lineage: Eukaryota; Viridiplantae; Streptophyta; Magnoliopsida; Solanales; Convolvulaceae. The record is from the annotation of a GenBank genome assembly.